GUCUGGGCUGUACUAAGAUGAGUCAAGCAGCUCACUUCAGGUCCCUGAGCUAAAGGAUGCCAUGCCAAGGUACUGAGUAGAAAGGCGCUGUGCUGUGCCAUUGUGUGCAGAGCCAUGCCAUGAGCAGUGCUGUGCCGUGCCGAACCGGCCGCCGCCGUCCCCCUGCGCCUCAUUGGCGGCGGCGGAGCAGUCCCGGUGCGGGGCGGCCCCGCCCCGCACUCGCCCCGCGCCGCUCAGCCCGGGCGGGCGGGGGUGUCAUUUCCUCCACAGCUCGGGGCCAGGCCGGGAUGGGGCUGUAGCUGUAGCCGCCAUGGAGCGGGCCGAGGGCAGGCCCGGCGCCCCCCAGUACGUGCAUGUGCAGCUGCAGGGGGGCGCGCCCUGGGGCUUCACGCUGCGCGGCGGGCUAGAGCACGGCGAGCCCCUCAUCGUCUCCAAGGUGGAGGAUGGGGGCAAGGCUGCACUGUCCCGCCGGCUGCAGCCAGGUGAUGAGCUGGUGAACAUCAGCGGGACGCCACUGUACGGAUCCCGCCAAGAGGCCCUCAUCCUCAUCAAGGGCUCCUACCGCACUCUGAAGAUGGUUGUUCGCAGGAGGAACGUGCCCGUCUUCCGGCCCCAUUCCUGGCACGUGGCCAAACUUGCCGAAAGCCGCCCAGACGUUCCCACCAUGAACUGCCCGGCUGAUGCCUUCAGCCUCUCCUGGCCUUCAGGGUGUGAUGUCAGCACUGACCGGAGCAGCUCCAUCGGGAGCAUGGAGAGCCUGGACCAUCCCAGCCAGGCCUGCUAUGAAGGAGACCCCUCACCCGUUGACCAGGGCAUGUACCACAGCAAGCGGGACUCGGCCUACAGCUCCUUCUCUGCCAGCUCCAUCGCCUCUGACUGCGCCCUCUCUCUCCGUCCUGAAGAGGCCGUGUCCAUCGAUUCCAGCCUCCAAGGCCCCUGCAAAGCCUCUGACAGGCGCUACCUGACCACAGGGGCUGAGCCAUCUGCCAGCUGGCACCCUGAGGCCUGGCGGGCACCUGUGCCCCCCCAGCCCCCUGUCAGGAGGGACAGCCUGCGAGCAGCCCCAGCUGGCCGAGGGGACAGGCGCCAGGCGUCAGUGUCAGCGGACAUGCUGCAUGCCAAGGGCCGCUGGAUCUCUGACACCUUCCUCUGCCAGCGGGAUGGGGAGGCAGAAGUAGUGGGCAGGAGGAAACUGGCGCCAUACCCCACGAAGGACUGUCUCUCUGCUGACCAGUAUUACAUGCUGAGCUCCCAGACGGACCGUUGCCCAGCUGAGUCACUCCUGGGGGAGAGCAUGGAGUCUGACAACCAGCCGUACCUGGAUGACAGCAUGCACCAAGUGCCUGAUGCCACGACAGCAGGUGACAACCCAUUGCUGUCCCCUCUCAAGGGCCACAUGUUGCACCGUCACAGUGCUCCCGAGCAACUGCUGGCCUCCCAGUUCCGCUCCCUCCAGCUGGGCACCAGCAGCGGGCGAGCCUCACCAGCCCCCAGUGGGCAGCGCUGGACCUUGUCCCCACUGCAUCCUGAGGGCAGCCGAGGGGGAACCACAGGGGCCGCCCAGGAUCCCCCGCACUGCCCAGAGCCUUGCUGCCGCCCACCGCCCUGCCGCUGCUGCCCUGAGCUGCAGCAAGCCUGCGGGCAGGAUGGCCAGGGGGCGAGCCCAGUACUCAGCAGUGAGGGGCCAGUGGAGGAGGAGAGCCGGGGAGGGGCCCGGCGGGCUGGGGGUCCUCCCCACCGCUCUGCUCAGAUGCGCCGCCGCAGCGACCGCUUUGCCACCAGCCUGCGCAACGAGAUCCAGCGGCGCAAGGCCCAGCUGCAGAAGAGCCGGGGUCCUGGUGCACAUGCACCUGGUGAGGAGCCAGUGGAGGAAACUGAGGAGCCCCCCGAGGGCAGUGUACUGGCAGAGCGACGCCCUGCCCUGCCUGAACGUCUCAGCCCCGCACCGAGUGAGGAGAGCAGGAACUCUGGCCGCUCUGCAGACCGGGGUAUCCCCACCCCUGACCCAGUGCCAGCCCCUAAAGGGCCCCUGUCCCCUGAGCGGGUGGUGCCAACAGCCAGGGGCCGCUGGCGCUGGUCCCCAGAAAACAAGCUGCAGCUGCAACACUCGCCCAGCCCCAGUGAACUGGAGGGCUACAGCCAGGGCCCAGCGGCCUGCAGCUCCCCACCACGGGGCAGCGACGAAGCCGUCCUGCUGCCCUUUGCUGACCGCCGCCGGUUCUUUGAGGAGAGCAGCCGAGUGGCACCACCCCGGCACAGCAAGCCGCCAGCAGGUGAUCCCAGCACCUUCCAGCCUCCUGUCCCUGAGCACCGGGAUGUCCGGCGCCUCUCUGUGGACCAGCCCUACAGCCCCUCCUCACCCAUCCGCCCUGGCUCUGCUGGCCCCCAUGCUGAGUGCUGCCGGGAGCAGCCCCACUGUUACAAGCCACUGGGGAGGCCAGGGGAGCUGGAUUACCUGCGGGGCUUCUCCUACCCCUGUGGGGUUCCCCUGCGCCCUGAGCCUUGCCGUUGUUGUGGAGGGGACCUGUGCCCACCACCACUGCCCCGUGGCCACACAUGCCGCUGUCACCUUAUGUCCUGGGUGCGCUGCCCUGACUGUUGCUACCCGGCUACCCAUCCUGGGCAAGAGGACAGUGAUGCCUGGCCCCCCCGGAGAGCUUUCGUCCCGGAAUUUCCUCAGGAUGAGUGGGAACCACCUGCAAUAACCAGGAAAGUCAGCCAGUCCAUCAGUGAGCUCUCCAGCUACCCACCGGGUUUCCCAAGGCUUGGCCCAUUCCACACCUGCCUUGAGAGCACUGAGCCACAGUGGCCACCCUGCUACCGGACCACAUCCACGCAUGACCUCUUGUGGGAUAGUGACCGCCUGGCCCACACUCCUGAGAGCCCCCCGGAUCCGCUGCACCGCCCACUAAGGGGCAGAGCCUUCUCUGAGAGCCACCUCAACCUGGAACCUUCCAGCCCCUGGGGCUGUGACCAGAAGGACCUUUUCUGUGCCAAGCUGGACCCUCCCAGCAUCCCCAAAAAGAAGGGCCCCCCACCACCCCGCCCACCUCCGCCCAACUGGGAGAAGUACAGGCAGCGCCGGGCAUCCCAGCACCCACCAGAUGGUGCUGGGCAUGGCUCUGCCUUCUCUGCUGCCCCAAUGCCAGUCCGCAGCAUUGCUGAGGCAGUGAGGGAGCAGUCACAGAGCCUCACCGGGGAGCAGAAAGGCCAGUCCUGGGGGCACACUGCUUGCCCCCCUGCUCCGUCAGGUGCCUGGCCCCGACCUGAGGCCCCCAGAUCACUCCGUAGGACUCCUGGGCCUGAUGCUGCCAAGGCUGAAGUUUGCAGGGUGUCAGGAGCCGGGGAGAAGCGGACAAAGAUGAAGCAGUCCUGGGAGAUGGAGGAACAGCCCCAAAGGCUCAUCCAGAACCAGGAGCAGGGCUGUGCCAGUCCCCAUGGGAUGGGUGAGUGCUCCCUGUCCCUGCAUUGUGGCUCUGGCCCUGCCCUGCCAGAGGCACUUAAGCCCAGUUCUGGGGCAGUGGAGGGGGUGAGCUGCCAGGGCAGCUGGCCCCAGCCCCGCUGCAUGGACUCCGAGGAACGGCUGUGGGACAUGGCUGUCAGGGACCAUUCCCUGGUCAGUGUCCUGGCCCCCUUGGCUUCCCCUGGCACUGCCACUGAGGUGAUGGGUGAGCUGCUGGUGGCAGGGGAGCGACAGGCCUGGCGGAAGUGUCUCCAGCAGGACUGGCACCUGGAGGCCCUGGCACAGGACAGGCAAGGUUUUGAGCCCAUCUCACUGCCUCCCAGGAGUGCUGCCAGCUCCAGUUCCUUCUCAGUGCACUAUGGUGUUGCAGUGGGCAAAACUGAGCCACUCAACAAGGUAAAGGCGCUGCCAGAGGUAAUGGAGGGGAGCUCAGAGGAUGAGGAGGAGGAGGUGGACCGUGAGCUGGUGGAAAAGAAGCUGCAGCUGAUCGAGAGUCUGAGCCGCAAGCUGGUGGUGCUGCAGGAGGCACAACGGGGGCUGCAGGAGGACAUUAGUGCCAAUGGGGCACUGGGUGAAGAUGUGGCUGCUCGCCUGCAAGCGCUCUGCACCCCAGGGGAGUUCGACAAGUACCGCCUCUUUGUGGGCGACCUGGACAAGGUGGUCAACCUCCUGCUCUCUCUCUCGGGUCGCCUGGCCCGGGUGGAAACUGCCCUGGGCAGCCUGGGGCCGCACGCCCCUGCUGAGGACAAGCUGGCCCUGCGGGAGAAGCAGCGGCUGCUGGUGGCACAGCUGGAGGAUGCCAAAGAGCUGAAGGAGCAUGUGGGGCGGCGGGAGGAGGCAGUGGGUGCCAUGGUGGCACGGUACCUGCCCGCCGAGCACCUCCAGGACUACCAGCACUUUGUCAAGAUGAAGUCAGCCCUCAUUGCUGAGCAGCGGGAGCUGGAAGAGAAGAUCAAGCUGGGCCAGGAGCAGCUCAGGUGCCUGCGCGAGAGCCUUGGCCAGGCCUCCAAGGACUGCUAGCCCCCUACCCGGUCUCCCUCCAGGAUCCUGGCUGUGAUGCCAGCUUGCUGCCAAAGAGGAUCCAGCCCCUUGUGGAUUCUCCCUGUGUCUGUCCAUCUGUCCAGCCCCUGCCUUUUAUUUAUUUUUCUGAUUUACCAAGCAGGGGAGGGAGGUUGCCAGUCCAGGUGCUGACAGGGGCUGUUGUGCCACAGAGCUGUCAUGGGCUCUGGCCACUCAGCAGCCUGUGGCCCAGCAAGACCAGAUGGAUGGAUGCUACCAGCACUUUCAUGGGUCUUUCUGUGCCCUUGAGGUCCCUCCAGAGUGUCCUGGACACCAGUGCCUAUCUUGUAUCUGGUGCUGCACCACAUGCCUUAAACAUCCCCCAGCUACUAUUCAUGCAGCACCUGAAAGGGUUAAAUCGUGCUCACCCUCUGUCAUGUCUGUUUGUCCAGCUCUGUCCAUCUGUCUGGUAAGAGCUGAAGGAAUUUCAGCUCCAGCAUCCUCUUCCUCCUCAUUGUGUCAGAAACAAUGGCCCCAGCCAGCGGGUUCUUAACCCACUCCCUGCUGGCUGAGGGACCAUAGGGGGCUGAGGUGAGUGCCAGUGGGUGCUGUGUACCUGUGCCUUGGCAUGGUGCCCUGCCAGGGCAUGGCAUGCUGAGACAAAUACACUGCUACUGUCUGUCACCAAUGCUGUGGGCAUGGAGACAACCCAGCCUCAACCAGCUCUCACCUGUAGCUUCUAGCUCAACACUGGGAGCGAUUCAUAGAGCAAAAAACCACAUUGAGGACAAAAUGGGGUACCUGUCCCCUCCUUUCUGCUGCAACAGCCACAAAUAGCACUUAGAUGUCACCCCUGUCACUGUCCACCUGUCUCCAUGGCAUGAGCAGGUGCCUUCAUACUGAUUUUGCACAGGUUUAAUGCAACCAGCAGGAGCUUGGCCCAGGGGGAUAAGCGUUUUGGGGAGGCGGGUGGGCUGCGGCGCUUUGGUGUGGCCCCAUAGCUGGACAACCCAGCCCUGGGUUCAGGCAGCAUCCAUGGCUGCCUGUGAGCUCCAGCAGCAGCCUCCCUGUAGCUCCCUGCUCUGGGCUACCCCUAGCCUGUUAAACACUACACUUCACACCUGCCUGACUGUACCGUGGGAUGGUGCCUGGCAGGAGUGGGCUCCUCCGCAUUCCCUCCAUCUCAACCACCCCUAGGAUCAUUGCUAGGAUCAAAGACUGCCCCCCCGGGGGCCAUGCUGCUCUCGUGGGGUUCAGCAGCCCUGCACAGUGCCCUGUGCUGGAGGAGCUGCCAGCGCCUGCAUGUUGCUGCAUGCCAUUGUAUCUCUAACAGUAAAGUGGCAGCAGGAGCUGCACUUCUGUUCCA
Molecule: messenger RNA, 5828 nt
Organism: Vidua chalybeata
Lineage: Eukaryota; Metazoa; Chordata; Aves; Passeriformes; Viduidae
Gene: SHROOM4
Product: shroom family member 4
Exons: 10
Coding region: 311-4483 (1390 amino acids)
Biological process (GO): actin filament organization
Cellular component (GO): adherens junction; apical plasma membrane; cortical actin cytoskeleton
Molecular function (GO): actin filament binding
Source: RefSeq, a predicted model, not a curated record